GAAAUGCUUGAUUUCGAGUUCUAAAUACAGUACAUUCGUUCGUGCUCGUCUAGUAGUUCUUGAUCCACUUACGCUGUUUCUUGGAUAAUUAGUUCAUUCAAUGAUUCUAACACUUCUAAUUAUCAUAUGUGCACAUUGCAACUAGGUGUUCUCCGGUGUGGCAUAGUGAUCGUAGCUGUAAUCCAGAAACCCUACUACCGUGAAACAAACGGAAUCAUUCAAAUCACGGGACAUAUUCACAGACAACUACCAACUGACUAGAAUUAUACUGUCGAGUAACUAGACUUCCAGUUCAUGGACACUACCAAACACCUGGAACCGUGCAGAAAGAACUAGAAUCGAGUGCAUAAAAAUCAGAUGAUUUAUACUAUAUCUUGAAUAAGUACAUUGGAUAUUGAACAGACAAAUAUUGGAUAUUAGAUUUGUUUAGCGGAGUCGACAGGUAUAUAUUCGCACCGAAGAAGUUGAUAUCGUGAUACGAGUAGUAUGAGAGUUUACAUAAACUUUUUUUCUGGAACGGGUCGCCGGAUAAUUGGAAAGAGGUUCGAUCUCCAACAGAAACCUAUUCCGGAUAGCGAAUCCUGCUAUAGAAAUCAUCGAUAUGAAGAAGACGAUACAAUGAAAAGUUAUUUAAAAGCAGCUGAUCUCAAGCUGGAUAAACUGAUUCUUAUGAAUGAAAACCUAAAAUUGCAAAUGCGAAGUUUACACAAUGAGGUGCAGAAAAUUUUGGACAGAAAUGUGAGUAACAUUAUUCUGAAUAUUACAAUGAUCUUCGUGUGUUAUUCGUAACUUUAUAUGUUCCUUAUACAUCAGUCUCGCGUCAUCCUACUUACUUCUCACUGGUGCAUAUAACAAAAACUUGAUGAAAACGACUCUUUUAUUUGCCCAUGAUUAACUUUAUUUCGCUUUCUUUUUUUUUGCAGAACUGAAACAACAAUUUCUUCGCAAAACGGAAAAAAAUUAAUACUUUACUGAUUGAUGUUAUAUUUUUGUAAAAUUCUGUUAAUAAAUAAAACUGUUUUCCAGCUUU
This is a messenger RNA of Schistosoma turkestanicum, 1030 nucleotides long. The record is from the annotation of a GenBank genome assembly. Lineage: Eukaryota; Metazoa; Platyhelminthes; Trematoda; Strigeidida; Schistosomatidae.